UGGGGCUGGGGUUAAGGGAUGCUGACUGGCAGGGGCAUUAGCUUUUGGCGUAGGUGGUGUAGGCCCUCACCUGGGAAGCACUUGGUAGGAUCUGGGUGAGAAGGGCACGGGGAAGGGCGCGGGGAUUGUCUACUUUGGAGAAGAAGAUCCCUGGAUUUCCCAGCCCAGAUUCCCAACCAGCUUAUUGCCCUCUGCCUCACCGACCUUUGCCCCCUGGGCUCAGGAAGGGGCGGAUGCCUGUGACAAGAACCCUUCUCUUCUUCCUUUCAAGAGAGCCUGAAGGCUCUCCCUGCUUGAGGGUUCUGUUGGGGAAGCUGGAUGGGCCUGGUCCACGAAGAGUUAAAAGCCUGUGUUGGGGUGCUACCUGGUGAUGGGGUGGAUUUUUGGCCCAGACAGGGUGGAGAGUGGGAGGGAGGUCUGAGACAUGGCGUGGGUAGCUCUUAGGUAGCUGUUAGGGGUCAGGGUGAAGUUUUGAGGGGAUGGGAAGCGGUGAGAUACCCAGGACCUGAAUUCCCAGCCUGGCCAACCCUUGCAGCCACAGUCUGCCCUCAAGAGGAGCAGGGGCUCCUUGAGGCCAGCAGGGUUGGGGGAGUUGGAGUGGCCUGAGGCUCUUUUCCUGCUAGAGCCCUGGUCCCCCUGCCUCCACCAUCCCAUUGCUGCUGUAUAGAACCCCUGGGUGCUGAAUGUCAGGAGCCCCGGGGUGUCCCCUCUGGGUAUGGCUGGCUGGGUCACUAACCUCUGUGACCUGCUUCCUCCCCCUGCAGAUCAUGCGGAUCAAACCUCACCAAAGCCAGCACAUAGGCGAGAUGAGCUUCCUACAGCACAGCAAAUGUGAAUGCAGACCAAAGAAAGAUAAAGCAAGACCAGAAAAAAAAUCAGUUCGAGGAAAGGGAAAGGGGCAAAAACGAAAGCGCAAGAAAUCCCGGUUUAAAUCCUGGAGCGUUCACUGUGGGCCUUGCUCAGAGCGGAGAAAGCAUUUGUUUGUCCAAGAUCCGCAGACGUGUAAAUGUUCCUGCAAAAACACAGACUCACGUUGCAAGGCGAGGCAGCUUGAGUUAAACGAACGUACUUGCAGAUGUGACAAGCCACGGCGGUGAGCCAGGCUGCAGGAAGGAGCCUCCCUCAGGGUUUCGGGAACCAGACCUCUCACUAAAGAAAGACCGACUAACCAUGUCGCUGCCACCACACCUUCAUCAAUGUCAACAUCGCCAUCAGCAGAACAGUCCUUAAUCCAGAAAACCGACAUGAAGGAACAGGAGACUGCGCAGAGCACUUUGGGUCCGGAGGGCGAGACUCCGGAGGAAGCCGGGCGGGUGACCAGGCACGGUCCCUCGUGGAAUUGGAUUUGUCAUGUUCUUUUUUCUUGCUGCUAAAUCACCAAGCCCGGAAGAUUAGAGAGUUUUAUUUCUGGGAUUCCUGUAGACACACCCACCCACAUAAUACAUUUAUAUAUAUAUAUAUUAUAUAUAUAAAUAAAUAUAUAUAUUUUAUAUAUAUAAAAUAUAUAUAUAUUCUUUUUUUUUUUUAAAUUAACUUUGCUAAUGUUAUUGGUGUCUUCACUGGAUGUAUUUGACUGCUGUGGACAUGAGUUGGGAGGAGAAUGUCCCUACUCAGAGCCUGACAGGGGAGAAGACAGGAUGAGAGACUGGCAUGCUCUUCUGUCCCUCUUAGGGAGGCCAAGGUCUUCUCCUCUGCUAGGGAACCGUGCAAGGCCAGGGUGCGGGGGCACAUUUGGCUCACUUCCAGAAACACCGACAAACCCGGCCCUGGCCCUGAGCCUCCACCCUGAGUCAAAUGGACGGAAAGACAGAAACAGAGACAAGGACGCUGGCUCCACCCGGGAGUUUGGGGAGCCUCAGGACAGAGCGUGCUUUGCUGACCUCCCGCCACAUGCUGCAAGGGCAUCUCGCCCCUAGGGACAGACGCUGCCUGGAAGAAUCAAGAACCUGGGCACCUUAGUCUGCCCCCACCUGCUUCUGGGCUGCCAAGGAGGCCUUCCACGGGCAUCCUGGCAAAGAGAAGAGACAUUGGAGAAGCCACCUGGUGACAGACAGCUCCUCCUCCUGGCACCCCCCCGCCCCCUCCUUCCCAGGUAUAGCCCAGGAGGACCUCAUGUGCUGAGACCAUUGAAAACCACUAAGUAGUUCUGUCGCCAGGAGACCUGGCUGUGUGUGUGAGUGGCUAACCCUUCCCCAACCCACCCCUUCCCGAGGCGCAGAGCGAUGGGGCAGGACCCACGUGCCCCUCAUGGAGGCAGAGAAAGGCAGAGAAAGUGUUUUAUAUACGGUACUUAUUUAAUAUCCCUUUUUAAUUAGAAAUUAAAACAGUUAAUUUAAUUAAAGAGUAGGGUUUUUUUCAGUAUUCUUGGUUAAUAUUUAAUUUCAACUAUUUAUGAGAUGUUUCUCGCUCUCUCUCGCUCUUAUUUGUGUGUGUGUGUGUGUGUGUGUGUGUGUGUGUGUGUGUGUAUGAAAUCCGUGUUUCCAAUCUCUUCUCUCCCUGAUCGGUGACAGUCACUAGCUUGUCCUGAGCAGAUAUUUAAUUUUGCUAACACUCAGCUCUGCCCUUCCCUUAUCCCCACCACACAUUCCUUUGAAAUAAGGUUUCAAUAUACAUUUACAUACUAUAUAUAUAUUUGGCAACUUGUGUUUGUAUAUAAAUAUAUAUAUAUAUAUAUGUUUAUGUAUAUAUGUGAUUCUGAUAAAAUAGACAUUACUAUUCAUUUUUUAUAUGUAAAAACAAAACAAAAGAAAAAAUAGAGAAUUCUACAUACUAAAUCUCUCUCCUUUUUUAAUUUUAAUAUUUGUUAUCAUUUAUUUAUUGGUGCUACUGUUUAUCCGUAAUAAUUGUGGGGGAAAAAGAUAUUAACAUCACGUCUUUGUCUCUAGUGCAGUUUUCUGAGAUAUUCCGUAGUACAUAUUUAUUUUUAAACAACAACAAAGAAAUACAGAUAUAUCUUAAAGCAUUUUGUAUUAAAGAAUUUAAUUCUGACUUCAAA
This is a messenger RNA of Jaculus jaculus (lesser Egyptian jerboa), 2995 nucleotides long. RefSeq names its product vascular endothelial growth factor A (gene Vegfa). Bases 684 to 1097 code for a protein of 137 amino acids. The transcript is spliced from 5 exons. Gene Ontology annotation, cellular component: membrane. Gene Ontology annotation, biological process: positive regulation of endothelial cell proliferation; positive regulation of angiogenesis; sprouting angiogenesis. Gene Ontology annotation, molecular function: heparin binding; vascular endothelial growth factor receptor 1 binding; growth factor activity. NCBI's taxonomy places the organism in Eukaryota, Metazoa, Chordata, Mammalia, Rodentia, Dipodidae. The record is from RefSeq and is a predicted model, not a curated record.